Molecule: messenger RNA, 2468 nt
Organism: Jaculus jaculus (lesser Egyptian jerboa)
Lineage: Eukaryota; Metazoa; Chordata; Mammalia; Rodentia; Dipodidae
Gene: Klf13
Product: Kruppel like factor 13
Exons: 2
Coding region: 39-914 (291 amino acids)
Biological process (GO): regulation of transcription by RNA polymerase II
Molecular function (GO): RNA polymerase II cis-regulatory region sequence-specific DNA binding; DNA-binding transcription factor activity, RNA polymerase II-specific
Source: RefSeq, a predicted model, not a curated record
CUAGCACUGCCGCCCGCCCGCCGGCCAGAGCCCGCAGCAUGGCAGCCGCCGCCUAUGUGGACCACUUCGCCGCCGAGUGCCUCGUGUCCAUGUCCAGCCGCGCGGUCGUGCACGGGCCGCGGGAAGGGUCGGAGCCCCGGCCCGAGGGCGCGGCCGCCACCGCCGCCGCCGCCCCCACACUGCCCCGUGUUGAGGAGCGCCGCGAUGGCAAGGACAGCGCGUCGCUCUUCGUGGUGGCGCGGAUCCUAGCGGACCUCAACCAGCAGGCGCCGGCCCCCGCCCCCGCGGAGCGCAGAGAGGGUGCCGCCGCCCGGAAGGCGAGGAUCCCCUGCCGCCUGCCUCCCGCGCCGCCCGCGCCGCCGCCCGUCUCGGAGCCCGCUUCCCCCGGAGAAGGCGCGGCGGCCGCGCCCCCCAGCCCCGCGUGGAGCGAGCCCGAGGCGGGGCUGGAGCCGGAGCCGGGCCCCGCGGGGAACGGCGAGCCCGGCCUCAGACAAAGGGGUCGGCGGGGCCGAAGUCGUGCGGACCUCGAGUCCCCGCAGAGAAAGCACAAGUGCCACUACGCGGGCUGCGAGAAAGUUUACGGGAAAUCCUCGCACCUCAAGGCGCACCUGAGAACUCACACAGGUGAGAGGCCCUUCGCGUGCAGCUGGCAGGAGUGCAACAAGAAGUUCGCGCGCUCAGACGAGCUGGCGCGCCACUACCGCACGCAUACCGGCGAGAAGAAGUUCAGCUGCCCCAUCUGCGAGAAGCGCUUCAUGCGCAGCGACCACCUGACGAAGCACGCGCGCCGCCACGCCAACUUCCACCCGGGCAUGCUGCAGCGGCGCGGCGGGGGCUCGCGGACCGGCUCCCUCAGCGACUACAGCCGCUCCGACGCCAGCAGCCCCACCAUCAGCCCGGCCAGCUCGCCCUGAGUGCCCCUGCAGCGCGGCCAGGACCCCUCCGGACAAGGACCCGCCCCCCACAGCCAUGAGCGGGCUCUCUUCCUCCUGUCCAUCCCCACUCCUUCCUUUUGUAAUAGGAAAGCAGAGCUAAAACUUUAAAGUCCACAAAAACACUUUUCUCACCUCAGGUGUCAAGUCAAUUUGUAAAAAAAAAAAAAAGUUGUUUUUUUUUUUUUCAAAAAAAACCCCACCCACCACCCACAAAUUGCACAAUAGAGAAAUAGAGAUACCUACGAAGUUGAGGUUCAGCGGUGUUGACCCCCCCCCUUUCUCAGGGAUGGACACGUUCCAUGAGGUCAGUGAGGGCACCCCCUUCUGCCGCCUUACUCUGUACAUAGAUUUGCACUCUGGAGUUUUCUGUUAGGUUUCGGAACACACUGGGCAGAGCAAGCCAGUGCUGAGGGAGCUCAACAUCUGCUCCGCAGGUCAGUCCCUCAGCCCCCUGGGUACAGAUAAGGUCACUGACAUUGUGCUUCUGCGGUAAAUCCCUAAGGCAAGGCCUGUGUCCUCUUCAUCCUACCUAUCAACUCAGCACUGUCCCCUGCUCUGUGGCCUGGCUGAGCUCGCAGGUGGAUAUGAGGAAUGGGGCACCUCAAGAGGUAUGCCUUAAGCCAGGAUGGACCACAGGAGCUCACUACCUGGGGCACUUCCAACAGAGGCAUCUGCCCUCUGUGGCUUGCCCUGCCUGCCUCACUCUGUGCCUCCAGAAGCCCGCUUCCUGGGCCCUUCAGCGAACUGGAAGCCCAGAUGCCUCUAACAACCCAGCGGGACAGGGUCUGGGCCAUGCCAGCCUUACUGAAAGCACCUGGGACCCUUCACUUUUACACCAUGUUCUCAGACUGGCAAAUAAAGCCUGGGAAUUUGUUCUAAAAGGCGUCAGAGAAAAAUGGUGUUGAUUCCUCCAGUUUCCAAGCUCUCCUGCCCUAGGCAACUGUGGAGGAAACUUUGCUUGAAACAGUGAGCUGGGCGAUCCUGUCACCUCUUCAGUCUGUGGGUGUGGCCCUAUGUGAGAUGGCCCUCACAGCAUCAGACUGGUUAGUGGCAAGAGACCAAACAUUGUAAGUUGGAACUUUCUAGGAGUAGUAUGGCAGAUGUUAUGGGAAACGCUGUUGGAGAACAUGCAUUCUGCUUCCUCCCAGGGGAACACCAGAUGGAAGGUUGUGGGAACCAUUUCUCAGACCCUUGAGUUGGGGCGGUAAGACAGCAAACCUACAGCUUCGCACUUGCACUGGCGUGCUUUUCCCUUUCCCAGUUGCUGCUUCUGCCUGUCCUGCCUGGGAAGCUCCAGGCCACAUCCAGCCUGCUUGUAGGACAGCAGGAGCAGAAGCCAAGACUGUUUCUCCCAAGGCCUGACCUGGGCAGCAUUGGCUCCAGGUAGCCUCUGCAGACCACUGGAGCGUCUACCCACCUCAGCCUGCAGAGGCUCAGGCACUGCUUCCCUUUAUUCCCAAGAACUGGGGCCUAUGACUGCAAGGUCCCAGGACAGAAUAUAUGUAUGUGUGUGCGUGUGUAUGUAUGUGUGUG